Molecule: messenger RNA, 884 nt
Organism: Mytilus californianus (California mussel)
Lineage: Eukaryota; Metazoa; Mollusca; Bivalvia; Mytilida; Mytilidae
Product: gastric triacylglycerol lipase-like
Exons: 6
Coding region: 1-852 (283 amino acids)
Source: RefSeq, a predicted model, not a curated record
AUGUAUCGGUAUUUAGACCAAUGCAACUGUUCUAGGCCAGUUGUGCUACUACAGCAUGGAUUAUUAGCAGAUUCGUCUUGUUAUCUGUUUAAUGGCUAUAACGGAAGUUUAGGGUUUAUUCUAGCAGAUGCUGGAUACGAUGUCUGGCUUGGAAACUCACGCGGGAAUACUUAUUCAAUGAAACAUACGAAAUACAACUCAACACAAGAGGAGUUCUGGGAUUUUAGUUGGCAGGAUAUGGCAGACAAAGAUCUACCAGCCAUGGUCGAUUAUAUACUGAAAACUACAAACCAAACCAAUCUAGUGUACAUAGGUCAUUCCCAGGGCACGAUUAUUGGAUUUACUGGGUUUAGCAGAAACAAACAAUUGGCAAGGAAAAUCAGGCUCUUCAUUGCACUAGCACCUAUUGCAAAAUUGGCAGAUGUCAGAGGACUUACAUCUUUACUUGUCAAAGCAUUAAAACCUAAUAUAGAUAGAAGAGUACCUGUAUAUAUGUCUCAUACCCCAUCUGGUACCUCUGUGCAAAACAUGGUACAUUUUGGACAGGGGGUUAUCAGUGGUCAGUUCCAGUUGUAUGACUUUGGAACGGCAAUUGAAAAUAUGGCUCGAUAUAAUCAGACGACACCGCCGUUUGUGAAUUUAUCACAAGUAGACGUUCCAGUGGCUUUAUACUCUGGUGGCAACGAUUAUCUAGCUGAUCCAACGGACGUUAAGUUUAUCAGUGCUAAUCUGAAGCAUAUAGUAGAAAAUAAGGAAUAUCCUAAAUGGAAUCAUGCAGACUUUGUUGUUGGGAAUACACCACCAAAGACAUUAUACAAAGAUAUGUUAAAAUUGAUGGGAAAACUGAAUUGACAUAAUUGUAAUCAACACUUAUAUAUUCUUGC